AUGAAGUCUUUGAUGUCAUAUGAAAUGAAGAAAAUAGAGGGCAACUACAAGUUGUUACAUGACAAAGUUGAUGUGAUUGCUGGUGUUGUUACUCGAUUGGUCGAAUUUCACAACGAGUAUACGAAACAGCUUACAACCAAAUCAGACAAGGAUACAAAGCCGUCACCUCCAUCCUCAUACCUUCAUUCCAAAGGGUUCUCCAUAACCUUUGCUCACUCGGAGCUCAACCCACCAGACCCUUCUAAUCACCCUGACUUCAUCUUCCUCCUUCUGUCGGACAAAUUAUCCGACACCGGCGGCUCUUCCGACUUCAUUCAGUUCUUGCAAGCUCUAAACGAUAACUGCAAACCCCAUCUUCAGAAACACCUCAUCCAGAUCAUAGAUGCACAAAAGGCCUCAUCUCAAAAGGAAUCAAUCGUUAUCAUCCAUGAUAAUCUCAUGUUUUGUGCCGGAUCAAUCGCUGGUGAUCUGGGUCUACCCUCCAUCUUAGUGCGCAGCAGCAGUGCAGCCUGUGUUCCUGCUUACAGAAUCAUCCCUCAGGACCAUAAAGAAGGUCGAUUCCCUGUAGAAGGAAAUGGUUCCGGGACUCCAUCCACUCAGAUACAAAGAUAUACCAUUUAUUGGCCUCACAACACAACAAAGCCUGAAAUUGACAACAUAGUUCUCCUCAAAAACACACCCGGUUGCUUUCAUAUGGAACACCAUCGAUUUUAUUGA
Molecule: messenger RNA, 717 nt
Organism: Lactuca virosa
Lineage: Eukaryota; Viridiplantae; Streptophyta; Magnoliopsida; Asterales; Asteraceae
Source: the annotation of a GenBank genome assembly